This is a messenger RNA of Brugia malayi, 534 nucleotides long. RefSeq lists its product as uncharacterized. Gene Ontology annotation, biological process: protein insertion into mitochondrial inner membrane. Bases 1 to 534 code for a protein of 177 amino acids. The record is from RefSeq and is a predicted model, not a curated record. Lineage: Eukaryota; Metazoa; Nematoda; Chromadorea; Rhabditida; Onchocercidae. Gene Ontology annotation, cellular component: TIM22 mitochondrial import inner membrane insertion complex. The transcript is spliced from 3 exons.
AUGGCAUUCCUGAAACGAUGGUGUUUCACGUUCAUUGACUAUUGGAAAAUGGUCGGAAAUGACUACCUGGUGGUCGUUGAAGAUUUGUUGAAAGAUGCGAAAAGGAGACCGAUUAUAACGGCAAUGAAGCUAUUGCCAUUUGGAAGUGCAUUUUAUGCUUAUAAAACUAAUCCGAAUGAAAGAGAUAUGCUCAAUUCGUUGGUGGAAAAAAGGAGACAAAUGGUGCUUGUACCAAAUUCAAUACACAGUAAAACGGCGGACGAUGAAAUUGCAUCACGUACACUGUAUGUAGAUCAAAAUCGACUCAAACUUAUUGAUUGCAUUCUAUUUUCCAUCCUCAUCAUACUACCUGAGUGUGAUGACGUAUGCUUGUAUGAGAAUCGAAAUUCUAUUCUGAGGCGGUGGUGGUGGAAGCGAUAUGAUGAUAUCAUUGAUAUUGGUGCUUUCAACAAAUGGUUUAGGCUUGGGAAAUUUUUCGAAAAUUACGACAUUAACGAGGAUGAAUUUAAUAAUUCUAUCAGUAAACUUCAGUGA